This is a messenger RNA of Closterium sp. Yama58-4, 7140 nucleotides long. Lineage: Eukaryota; Viridiplantae; Streptophyta; Zygnematophyceae; Desmidiales; Closteriaceae. The record is from the annotation of a GenBank genome assembly.
AUGAUUCUCAAACACAGUCUUAUUUUUCCUUCUCCUUCCCUGUCUACACCACCCACCAACCUCACCCCUGCAGGAGAAAGCACAGAAAGCGAGGGCGAAAGGGGGGGGUCUGGUGCAGGAGGGAGGGAUUCGGAGGAGGGGGAAGGGGGAAGUGUGGGAGGAGAGGGGGGAGUGGGAGCAGUGGUAGAGGAGGGAGCUGUGAGAAUGAGGAGAGGGGAGGAUAUGCAGCAACGGGUAGCAGAACUUAGUUUGCAAAUAGACCCUCAGGUGAGUCAGUUUGAGUCGGUGAGAAAUCUUUCAUAUGAGGAUAAGGAGAGGGGAGGACAUGCAGCAACGGGUGGAGGAACUUGCGUCUCUCCCUCUCCCUCCUCCACCUCCCCCCAGGCCCUUCACCGCGUGGAGUUUGGUGGGGCCUCCAAGGGCAACCCUUUGCCAUCCCGUGCCCUUCACCGCGUGGAGUUUGGUGGGGCCUCCAAGGGCAACCCUUUGCCAUCCCGUGCCCUUCACCGCGUGGAGUUUGGUGGGGCCUCCAAGGGCAACCCUUUGCCAUCCCGUGCCCUUCACCGCGUGGAGUUUGGUGGGGCCUCCAAGGGCAACCCUUUGCCAUCCCGUGCCCUUCACCGCGUGGAGUUUGGUGGGGCCUCCAAGGGCAACCCUUUGCCAUCCCGUGCCCUUCACCGCGUGGAGUUUGGUGGGGCCUCCAAGGGCAACCCUUUGCCAUCCCGUGCCCUUCACCGCGUGGAGUUUGGUGGGGCCUCCAAGGGCAACCCUUUGCCAUCCCGUGCCCUUCACCGCGUGGAGUUUGGUGGGGCCUCCAAGGGCAACCCUUUGCCAUCCCGUGCCCUUCACCGCGUGGAGUUUGGUGGGGCCUCCAAGGGCAACCCUUUGCCAUCCCGUGCCCUUCACCGCGUGGAGUUUGGUGGGGCCUCCAAGGGCAACCCUUUGCCAUCCCGUGCCCUUCACCGCGUGGAGUUUGGUGGGGCCUCCAAGGGCAACCCUUUGCCAUCCCGUGCCCUUCACCGCGUGGAGUUUGGUGGGGCCUCCAAGGGCAACCCUUUGCCAUCCCGUGCCCUUCACCGCGUGGAGUUUGGUGGGGCCUCCAAGGGCAACCCUUUGCCAUCCCGUGCCCUUCACCGCGUGGAGUUUGGUGGGGCCUCCAAGGGCAACCCUUUGCCAUCCCGUGCCCUUCACCGCGUGGAGUUUGGUGGGGCCUCCAAGGGCAACCCUUUGCCAUCCCGUGCCCUUCACCGCGUGGAGUUUGGUGGGGCCUCCAAGGGCAACCCUUUGCCAUCCCGUGCCCUUCACCGCGUGGAGUUUGGUGGGGCCUCCAAGGGCAACCCUUUGCCAUCCCGUGCCCUUCACCGCGUGGAGUUUGGUGGGGCCUCCAAGGGCAACCCUUUGCCAUCCCGUGCCCUUCACCGCGUGGAGUUUGGUGGGGCCUCCAAGGGCAACCCUUUGCCAUCCCGUGCCCUUCACCGCGUGGAGUUUGGUGGGGCCUCCAAGGGCAACCCUUUGCCAUCCCGUGCCCUUCACCGCGUGGAGUUUGGUGGGGCCUCCAAGGGCAACCCUUUGCCAUCCCGUGCCCUUCACCGCGUGGAGUUUGGUGGGGCCUCCAAGGGCAACCCUUUGCCAUCCCGUGCCCUUCACCGCGUGGAGUUUGGUGGGGCCUCCAAGGGCAACCCUUUGCCAUCCCGUGCCCUUCACCGCGUGGAGUUUGGUGGGGCCUCCAAGGGCAACCCUUUGCCAUCCCGUGCCCUUCACCGCGUGGAGUUUGGUGGGGCCUCCAAGGGCAACCCUUUGCCAUCCCGUGCCCUUCACCGCGUGGAGUUUGGUGGGGCCUCCAAGGGCAACCCUUUGCCAUCCCGUGCCCUUCACCGCGUGGAGUUUGGUGGGGCCUCCAAGGGCAACCCUUUGCCAUCCCGUGCCCUUCACCGCGUGGAGUUUGGUGGGGCCUCCAAGGGCAACCCUUUGCCAUCCCGUGCCCUUCACCGCGUGGAGUUUGGUGGGGCCUCCAAGGGCAACCCUUUGCCAUCCCGUGCCCUUCACCGCGUGGAGUUUGGUGGGGCCUCCAAGGGCAACCCUUUGCCAUCCCGUGCCCUUCACCGCGUGGAGUUUGGUGGGGCCUCCAAGGGCAACCCUUUGCCAUCCCGUGCCCUUCACCGCGUGGAGUUUGGUGGGGCCUCCAAGGGCAACCCUUUGCCAUCCCGUGCCCUUCACCGCGUGGAGUUUGGUGGGGCCUCCAAGGGCAACCCUUUGCCAUCCCGUGCCCUUCACCGCGUGGAGUUUGGUGGGGCCUCCAAGGGCAACCCUUUGCCAUCCCGUGCCCUUCACCGCGUGGAGUUUGGUGGGGCCUCCAAGGGCAACCCUUUGCCAUCCCGUGCCCUUCACCGCGUGGAGUUUGGUGGGGCCUCCAAGGGCAACCCUUUGCCAUCCCGUGCCCUUCACCGCGUGGAGUUUGGUGGGGCCUCCAAGGGCAACCCUUUGCCAUCCCGUGCCCUUCACCGCGUGGAGUUUGGUGGGGCCUCCAAGGGCAACCCUUUGCCAUCCCGUGCCCUUCACCGCGUGGAGUUUGGUGGGGCCUCCAAGGGCAACCCUUUGCCAUCCCGUGCCCUUCACCGCGUGGAGUUUGGUGGGGCCUCCAAGGGCAACCCUUUGCCAUCCCGUGCCCUUCACCGCGUGGAGUUUGGUGGGGCCUCCAAGGGCAACCCUUUGCCAUCCCGUGCCCUUCACCGCGUGGAGUUUGGUGGGGCCUCCAAGGGCAACCCUUUGCCAUCCCGUGCCCUUCACCGCGUGGAGUUUGGUGGGGCCUCCAAGGGCAACCCUUUGCCAUCCCGUGCCCUUCACCGCGUGGAGUUUGGUGGGGCCUCCAAGGGCAACCCUUUGCCAUCCCGUGCCCUUCACCGCGUGGAGUUUGGUGGGGCCUCCAAGGGCAACCCUUUGCCAUCCCGUGCCCUUCACCGCGUGGAGUUUGGUGGGGCCUCCAAGGGCAACCCUUUGCCAUCCCGUCCCGCCCCCCAGGCCCUUCACCGCGUGGAGUUUGGUGGGGCCUCCAAGGGCAACCCUUUGCCAUCCCGUGCCCUUCACCGCGUGGAGUUUGGUGGGGCCUCCAAGGGCAACCCUUUGCCAUCCCGUGCCCUUCACCGCGUGGAGUUUGGUGGGGCCUCCAAGGGCAACCCUUUGCCAUCCCGUGCCCUUCACCGCGUGGAGUUUGGUGGGGCCUCCAAGGGCAACCCUUUGCCAUCCCGUGCCCUUCACCGCGUGGAGUUUGGUGGGGCCUCCAAGGGCAACCCUUUGCCAUCCCGUGCCCUUCACCGCGUGGAGUUUGGUGGGGCCUCCAAGGGCAACCCUUUGCCAUCCCGUGCCCUUCACCGCGUGGAGUUUGGUGGGGCCUCCAAGGGCAACCCUUUGCCAUCCCGUGCCCUUCACCGCGUGGAGUUUGGUGGGGCCUCCAAGGGCAACCCUUUGCCAUCCCGUGCCCUUCACCGCGUGGAGUUUGGUGGGGCCUCCAAGGGCAACCCUUUGCCAUCCCGUGCCCUUCACCGCGUGGAGUUUGGUGGGGCCUCCAAGGGCAACCCUUUGCCAUCCCGUGCCCUUCACCGCGUGGAGUUUGGUGGGGCCUCCAAGGGCAACCCUUUGCCAUCCCGUGCCCUUCACCGCGUGGAGUUUGGUGGGGCCUCCAAGGGCAACCCUUUGCCAUCCCGUGCCCUUCACCGCGUGGAGUUUGGUGGGGCCUCCAAGGGCAACCCUUUGCCAUCCCGUGCCCUUCACCGCGUGGAGUUUGGUGGGGCCUCCAAGGGCAACCCUUUGCCAUCCCGUGCCCUUCACCGCGUGGAGUUUGGUGGGGCCUCCAAGGGCAACCCUUUGCCAUCCCGUGCCCUUCACCGCGUGGAGUUUGGUGGGGCCUCCAAGGGCAACCCUUUGCCAUCCCGUGCCCUUCACCGCGUGGAGUUUGGUGGGGCCUCCAAGGGCAACCCUUUGCCAUCCCGUGCCCUUCACCGCGUGGAGUUUGGUGGGGCCUCCAAGGGCAACCCUUUGCCAUCCCGUGCCCUUCACCGCGUGGAGUUUGGUGGGGCCUCCAAGGGCAACCCUUUGCCAUCCCGUGCCCUUCACCGCGUGGAGUUUGGUGGGGCCUCCAAGGGCAACCCUUUGCCAUCCCGUGCCCUUCACCGCGUGGAGUUUGGUGGGGCCUCCAAGGGCAACCCUUUGCCAUCCCGUGCCCUUCACCGCGUGGAGUUUGGUGGGGCCUCCAAGGGCAACCCUUUGCCAUCCCGUGCCCUUCACCGCGUGGAGUUUGGUGGGGCCUCCAAGGGCAACCCUUUGCCAUCCCGUGCCCUUCACCGCGUGGAGUUUGGUGGGGCCUCCAAGGGCAACCCUUUGCCAUCCCGUGCCCUUCACCGCGUGGAGUUUGGUGGGGCCUCCAAGGGCAACCCUUUGCCAUCCCGUGCCCUUCACCGCGUGGAGUUUGGUGGGGCCUCCAAGGGCAACCCUUUGCCAUCCCGUGCCCUUCACCGCGUGGAGUUUGGUGGGGCCUCCAAGGGCAACCCUUUGCCAUCCCGUGCCCUUCACCGCGUGGAGUUUGGUGGGGCCUCCAAGGGCAACCCUUUGCCAUCCCGUCCCGCCCCCCAGGCCCUUCACCGCGUGGAGUUUGGUGGGGCCUCCAAGGGCAACCCUUUGCCAUCCCGUGCCCUUCACCGCGUGGAGUUUGGUGGGGCCUCCAAGGGCAACCCUUUGCCAUCCCGUCCCGCCCCCCAGGCCCUUCACCGCGUGGAGUUUGGUGGGGCCUCCAAGGGCAACCCUUUGCCAUCCCGUGCCCUUCACCGCGUGGAGUUUGGUGGGGCCUCCAAGGGCAACCCUUUGCCAUCCCGUGCCCUUCACCGCGUGGAGUUUGGUGGGGCCUCCAAGGGCAACCCUUUGCCAUCCCGUGCCCUUCACCGCGUGGAGUUUGGUGGGGCCUCCAAGGGCAACCCUUUGCCAUCCCGUGCCCUUCACCGCGUGGAGUUUGGUGGGGCCUCCAAGGGCAACCCUUUGCCAUCCCGUGCCCUUCACCGCGUGGAGUUUGGUGGGGCCUCCAAGGGCAACCCUUUGCCAUCCCGUGCCCUUCACCGCGUGGAGUUUGGUGGGGCCUCCAAGGGCAACCCUUUGCCAUCCCGUGCCCUUCACCGCGUGGAGUUUGGUGGGGCCUCCAAGGGCAACCCUUUGCCAUCCCGUGCCCUUCACCGCGUGGAGUUUGGUGGGGCCUCCAAGGGCAACCCUUUGCCAUCCCGUGCCCUUCACCGCGUGGAGUUUGGUGGGGCCUCCAAGGGCAACCCUUUGCCAUCCCGUGCCCUUCACCGCGUGGAGUUUGGUGGGGCCUCCAAGGGCAACCCUUUGCCAUCCCGUGCCCUUCACCGCGUGGAGUUUGGUGGGGCCUCCAAGGGCAACCCUUUGCCAUCCCGUGCCCUUCACCGCGUGGAGUUUGGUGGGGCCUCCAAGGGCAACCCUUUGCCAUCCCGUGCCCUUCACCGCGUGGAGUUUGGUGGGGCCUCCAAGGGCAACCCUUUGCCAUCCCGUGCCCUUCACCGCGUGGAGUUUGGUGGGGCCUCCAAGGGCAACCCUUUGCCAUCCCGUGCCCUUCACCGCGUGGAGUUUGGUGGGGCCUCCAAGGGCAACCCUUUGCCAUCCCGUGCCCUUCACCGCGUGGAGUUUGGUGGGGCCUCCAAGGGCAACCCUUUGCCAUCCCGUGCCCUUCACCGCGUGGAGUUUGGUGGGGCCUCCAAGGGCAACCCUUUGCCAUCCCGUGCCCUUCACCGCGUGGAGUUUGGUGGGGCCUCCAAGGGCAACCCUUUGCCAUCCCGUCCCGCCCCCCAGGCCCUUCACCGCGUGGAGUUUGGUGGGGCCUCCAAGGGCAACCCUUUGCCAUCCCGUGCCCUUCACCGCGUGGAGUUUGGUGGGGCCUCCAAGGGCAACCCUUUGCCAUCCCGUGCCCUUCACCGCGUGGAGUUUGGUGGGGCCUCCAAGGGCAACCCUUUGCCAUCCCGUGCCCUUCACCGCGUGGAGUUUGGUGGGGCCUCCAAGGGCAACCCUUUGCCAUCCCGUCCCGCCCCCCAGGCCCUUCACCGCGUGGAGUUUGGUGGGGCCUCCAAGGGCAACCCUUUGCCAUCCCGUGCCCUUCACCGCGUGGAGUUUGGUGGGGCCUCCAAGGGCAACCCUUUGCCAUCCCGUCCCGCCCCCCAGGCCCUUCACCGCGUGGAGUUUGGUGGGGCCUCCAAGGGCAACCCUUUGCCAUCCCGUGCCCUUCACCGCGUGGAGUUUGGUGGGGCCUCCAAGGGCAACCCUUUGCCAUCCCGUGCCCUUCACCGCGUGGAGUUUGGUGGGGCCUCCAAGGGCAACCCUUUGCCAUCCCGUGCCCUUCACCGCGUGGAGUUUGGUGGGGCCUCCAAGGGCAACCCUUUGCCAUCCCGUGCCCUUUACCGCAUGGAGUUUGACGGGGCUUCCAAGGGCAACCCAGGGCGGGCAGGGGCGGGGUCUGUUCUGUUGGAUGAACAAGGCAACGAGGUGAGGCGGGAUUGGGCUGUAGGCAUGAGCUGGUUUGACGGGGCAUCCAAGGGCAACCCGGGGCGGGCAGCGGUGGAAUCGGUGCUGUGGGGACGAGCGUGGCAACGAGGGCUACCUGGGGCGGGCAGGGGUGGGAUCGGUGCUGAGCGCGGCAACGAGUUGGUGUGCAUGCGGGAGGGCGUGGGGCACGGCACGUGCAACAUGGCAGAGUAUCGCGCGUUCAUAGGGGGGCUGGAGCUGGCACUGGCGCUUGGGAUCACACGGCUUCACGUGCAAGGAGACUCCAUGCUCGUCGUCAUGCAGGUGCAGAAGAAGUGGAAGGUGAAUGCGGAGAUGCUGAGGGAGGAAUGCAAGCAAGCACAGGAGUUGGUAUCUCGGUUCAAAGAAAUCUCCAUCCGCCACGUGCCCAGGGAGUGCAACCAGCUGGCGGAUCUCCUCUCCAACGAAGCCGUGCCUCUAAAAGAGAACCAACGGGUAAUAAUCCCCUCUACCUGCACAACCCUCUUCCUCCACGGCACCACCCCAUCCCCUUCCGUACCCUCUCCCAAGCCCAUCCCCAGACGUCGCAGCCCCCCCAAAAUCCGCUCCUCUAAAGCCUCCCUUUGA